UUUUUUACCGUGCCCCUUCCCUGUCCUCCUCGAAAACCUACGGGCGGGCUGCGCCCGCCGGCGGAGACACCAACCCCGCCCCAGCGUCACCGCGCCGGUAAUUUCCGGGGCAUACGGAUACGGAGAAGAAUAUGCGCGCCCAUUUCCUAGGCGGCGGUAACAAAACACCAACCAAACCCCCGUCCCUCCCUCCGCGGGGUCGCCGUCGCCGAGACCCAGCGCUUCCGCCCUCCGGUUUGUCGCCACGCCCUUGGCCGCGGCGCGGAAUAUGGGCAGUAUUUAAGGCGUCACGGCGCCAAUGGCACACCCCCACCCGGAGGGAGCCCGCGCCUGCGAGAGGAGCUGCCAUUUGGCGCCACGCCGCCGGUUCCUGCACCCCGGACGCCCGCCCGACCACCAGAGAGGUUGAUUUGUCAAGGGCCACAGCUGUUCGAAAAUGGACCCAAAGAAAUCAAUAGAUGAUAAAUUCUCUAAGUUGCAUCCAAGUUUGCCAAUAGACACUAGAAUUGGCAUAGUGGGAGCAGGGCCAAGUGGCUUAUCAGCAGCCUACGCACUAGCUAAACUUGGGUACUGCAAUGUAACCGUGUUUGAGAAAUGCAAGACUGUUUCAGGGAUGUGCGAGUCCAUUGACAUAGAAGGAAGAACAUAUGACUUGGGAGGACAAGUUAUAGCAGCAAACAGUGCGCCUGCUAUAACUCACCUGGCAAAAGAGGUAGGAGCUGAAUUCGAGGAGAUGGAUUCACACAAGCUUGCUCUGAUCGACAGCCAAACUGGAAAUAUUCGAGAUCUUGAAGUAGCUGAGGACUAUGUAUCCAUGGUAUCUCUGACGCUAAAACUACAGGAUGAAGCAAAUAAUUCAGGCCGAGUGGGCAUCCAUGCUCUCAGUGGAUUGGCUUCUGACCCAACUCCUCAGUUUUUGAGGCAGCAUGGGAUAAAUUCAGUUCCGAAAUCUGUAGCAUAUGGAUACACGGCUUCUGGCUAUGGUUUUGUUCAAGACAUGCCCUAUGCUUUCAUUCAAGAAUUCACUAGAACCUCUAUGGCUGGCAAAAUCCGACGUUUCAAGCAUGGCUACAUGAACAUGUGGGAGAAACUUAGUCAGUCAUUACCAUUUGAAGUUCUUUGUGGCACGGAGGUUUUGAGAGUCAGGCGCAGCAGCGAUGGUGCAAGUGUAACCAUUAAGAAGGACAAUGGUGACAAACAAGUUAUGGAGUUUGACAAAAUUAUAUUCUCAGGUGCUCUUGCUUUUAAAAAUGGCAAUACAUAUCGAUCUUCUAGUCUCACUGAUGGAGAAAGUGAAGUGGUGGAACUGAAUGAUCUCGAGAGAGAACUAUUCAGUAAGGUACAGACAGUGGACUACUAUACUACUGUUGUUAAGAUCAAUGGAUUUGAGCACAUGCCAAAGGGAUUUUACUACUUUGGAGAAUUCAUGGAGGAUCCAGCAACAAUAGGGCAUCCAGUGGCAAUGCAAAAGUUCUUUGAUGGCACGGACAUUUUCUUGUUCUGGUCUUAUGGGAAUUCAGCAGACAUCAACGGUUCAUAUGUGGCUAAAUGUGUGACGGACAUCGUGAGUUCUAUGGGAGGCACUGCUCAGAAUGUGCUUUUGCAGCGUCGAUUCAAGUAUUUCCCUCAUGUUAACAGUGAAGACAUGAAAGAUGGAUUCUAUGAGAGGCUUGAAUCUGAGUUGCAAGGCUUUCAGAACACUUACUAUGUCGGAGGUCUGCUAGCAUUUGAGCUUACCGAAAGAAAUGCUUCAUACUCCAUUGCGGCUGUUUGUAAACACUUUGCCAUCGAUGUUGAGCAAACCGUAACUCCUUAUGUCAAGAGACUAUUUUCUCUGUCCCGCAACAGCAACCCUUCACCUCCUAGAGAUCUUGGUGAGCUUGAAGGUGUUGAAUUUCCCGACCUUCCAUCCCUGGAUGGAUACUUGCAAUAUUGGGGAACUCACAGGGUCACCAAGGAAAAUGUCAUCUAUACUUGGAUUAAUGAAGAAGGAAAAAUCAUGAACCGAAGAACCUACCAGGAACUUCAUGAGAAUGCAUCUCACAUUGCACACAAACUAUUGACAAGCAUGAAGCCUAUUAUCAAGCCUGGUGACAGAGUUAUCCUUAUUCACCUCCCAGGUCUGGAGUUUAUUGAUGCAUUCUUUGGGUGCAUUAGAGCAGGAGUUAUACCAGUCCCAGUUAUUCCCCCUGAUCCAAUGCAAAUGGGUGGGCAAGCACUUCUCAAAGUUGAGAACGUCUCUAAAGUGUGCAGCGCUGUGGCAAUUCUGUCAACUUCUUCGUACCAUGCUGCCGUACGUGCAGGUUAUGUCAAGAACAUUGUCACUCUAGCAAAGAAUCAGAAAUGCUCUGCGCAGUGGCCUGACCUCCCGUGGAUUCACACCGAGUCAUGGAUCAAGAACUACCGGCGAAGUCCAGACACCUUCAACUCAGACAAUGCUUUAUCUAUGAUGACCAAGCCCCAGCCAAGUGACUUGUGCUUUCUGCAGUUCACUUCGGGUUCCACUGGCGAUGCCAAGGGGGUGAUGAUAACACAUGGAGGACUAAUCCACAAUGUGAAGAUGAUGAAGAAGCGGUAUCAAAGUACCUCAAAAACCGUCCUUAUCAGUUGGCUUCCACAGUACCAUGACAUGGGACUAAUAGGGGGUAUUUUCACUGCUCUUGUAAGUGGAGGAACUUCCAUUCUAUUCUCGCCGAUGACAUUCAUCAGGAACCCCCUCCUGUGGCUGCAAACAAUCAGUGACUACCAUGGAACCCAUAGUGCAGGUCCAAACUUUGCAUUUGAACUCGUGAUAAGAAGGCUUGAAGCCGAGAAGAGCAAAGUAUAUGACCUCUCUUCAAUGAUCUUCCUCAUGAUUGCAGCAGAACCAGUAAGGCAAAAAACUGUCAGAAGGUUCAUAGAGUUGACUCAACCUUUGGGCCUUUCUGAAGGCGUUCUUGCACCUGGAUAUGGGCUGGCUGAGAACUGUGUCUAUGUUUGUUGUGCCUUUGGUGAAUGUAAGCCGGUCUUCAUAGAUAUGCAAGGAAGAAUUUGUUGUGGGUAUAUUGAGCAAGAUGAUCCAGAUAUUGACAUCAGAAUUGUUGACGCAGACUCUUUGACUGAGCAUCAAGAUGGUACUGAGGGUGAGAUAUGGAUCAGCAGUCCUAGUUCUGGAGUUGGUUAUUGGGGCAACCAGGAAAUGAGCCAGAAAACUUUCUGCAAUCAGCUCAAGAACCACCCCAACAAGAAGUUCACAAGAACCGGUGAUUUAGGGCGGAUCAUUGACAGCAAACUUUUUAUUACUGGAAGGAUCAAAGAUCUAAUCAUUGUUGCUGGCAGAAAUAUUUAUUCUGCAGAUGUAGAGAAGACGGUGGAAAAUUCUUCCGAUGUCCUCCGACCAGGAUGUUGUGCUGUUGUUGGUGUCUCAGAGGAAGUUCUGACUCAGAAAGGCAUCUCAAUUCCUGAUUCUUCUGAUCAGGUUGGACUUGUCGUGAUUGCAGAGGUUAGGGAGGGUAAGACAAUCUCUGAAGAAAUCAUUGACAACAUCAAAACACGUGUGGCGGAGGAGCAUGGUGUAACUGUUGCAUCGGUCAAGCUUAUCAAGCCUAGAACCAUAUCCAAGACAACAUCUGGGAAGAUACGGAGAUUUGAAUGCAUGAAGCAGUUUGUUGACAACAGUCUUAGUUUGGCUAAUGGUAAUCGUCCAUCUAGGAGGAGUCUAUUCCGGUCUCUCACAACAGGAACCGGCAUGGAGAGAAGGAGGUCAUUCUUGAAGCAGACUGUUGAUCCCACCAUCCAUCCCCAGUCAGAAAGCAAAGUGAAAAACUCCAAGCAGAUAACUGAGUUUCUGACACAGUUAGUAUCAGAUCAAUCAGGUAUUCCAAAGGACAAAAUUUCUCCAACAGGAAGCCUACCUUCUUAUGGCUUUGAUUCGAUUGCAGUGGUUCGAGCAGCUCAGAAGCUCUCAGAUUUUCUCGGUAUUCCUGUUGGAGCCAUUGAUAUCUUUGCUGCAAGCUGCAUUUCUGAGCUUGCUAGCUUCUUGGAGAAUUUGUUGAGUAAGUCACAACCAAAGUUGACACAUCAUCCCAACAGCCAGGGGAAAAGCUCGAGGGAGAUCAUUGAGUUUCUGACACAGAUAGUAUCAGAUCAAUCAGGUAUUCCAAAGGAUAAAAUUUCUCCAACAGGCAGCCUACCUUCAUAUGGUUUUGAUUCAAUUGCUGUGGUCCGAGCAGCACAGAAGCUCUCAGAUUUUCUUGGUACUCCUGUUGGAGCGAUUGACAUCUUUGCAGCAAGCUGUAUUUCUGAGCUUGCUAGCUUUUUGGAGAAGUUGUUGCCCAAGUCACAACCACUUUUGCCAUCUGAUGUAUCUUGCUCUACUGAGGAUGAGAGUUUGGUAGAUGUCAGUGCAGAUUUCAGUGUGCUUGCUACUGGGAUUCUCCAACUCCUGGCCCUUACCUAUGUGUGUUUCAUGUUGCUACUUCCAGCAUACCUUGCAAGUUUGGCAUACAUGAGCGUGCUCUACCCGGUCAGUCUGGUUGAAGCAUCAGUGAUGACCUAUCUUGGUUCGUUGGUCAUGGCACCUAUUGCUUGGAUUUGUUAUGUCUUGCUCACCUCCUUAUCAUUGUCUAUCUUGGGGAAGUCACUCCUUCAGCCAAAUUAUGGUCUGACCCCUGAUGUUUCGAUAUGGUCAGUUGACUUUGUUAAAUGGUGGGCACUGAACAAGGCUCAAGGGUUUGCUGCAAAGAUGCUAGCUGUGCAUCUAAAGGGAACAAUCUUCUUGAAUUAUUGGUUCAAGAUGCAAGGGGCUCGAAUUGGGUCAUCUGUUGUUAUUGACACAGUAGACAUCACUGACCCAUCCUUGUUAGUGGUUGCAAAUGGUGCAGUGAUUGCAGAAGGUGUUCUCAUCCAGGGGCAUGAAGUCCGUAAUGAAGUGCUGAGUUUUAGGCGUGUCAGAAUCGGUCGUGAGGCCUCCAUUGGUCCUUAUGCGGUGCUUCAAAAGGGCACCGUUGUGGAUGAUGGUGCUAUGGUCCCACCACUGCAAAAAACUGAGCCAGGGAAAUCAGUGUAUCAGAACAAGAGAACUUCUGCAUACAUGAAGGAAGAAACAGGGAAAGCAAACAUGCUUCUUGAACACCUGGUUUGCAUCUAUGCGGUUGCGGUGCUAGGUGCUCUAUCAAGUGCAACCGUCUACACGUUGUACAUUCACUUCUCUGGCACUGAGGCUUCACCUCAGCACUUCUCUUUUGCAUGCAUUGCGGGCGCGUUCCACUGGUUACCAGCUGCCCUCGCUGCUUACCCUGUGAUUGUGCGGGAGACGCCCACAAGCGCAUUGACAUUUGCUCUCUCCAUCGCCUUCGCCUACUUGAGCUACGGUGUCAUCCUCAGUCUUCUUACAAGUGUGGUCAACACAGCCCUUGCCACAAGGCCGGGAACCAAGCAAAACCACAUGACAAGCUUGAUCCAGCGGCGUAUAAACAUCGCUGUGCACCUCAGAUUUGCAAAGAUGUUAUCUGGAACUGAAGCAUUCUGCAUGUACUUGAGGCUUCUUGGUGCAAAGAUUGGCAGGCAUUGCUCUAUCCGGUCCAUUGAUCCAGUGGCGAAUCCUGAACUGAUCAAUAUCGGUGAUGGGGUCCAUCUAGGUGAUUUCUGCCACAUUGUUCCAGGGUUCUACUCCAGUAAGGGGUUUACUGGUGCGGAGAUAAAGAUCCAGGAGAACACCAUCAUUGGUAGUGGCAGCUUGCUCCUCCCUGGCUCAGUCCUCCAAGGGAAUGUCAUCCUUGGAGCACUUUCUGUGGCACCAGAACAUUCUCUUCUCCAGCGAGGCGGUAUCUAUGUUGGGGCACAAUCUCUGACCAUGGUGAAGAACACCUUGCUUGCAGAAGAUGAGAGGAUUGAAAUGAUGGACCCAAUGUACAAGAAGAUCGUCGGGAACCUCUCGGCGAACUUGGCAAUCACCACCAUGAACGUCAAGUCAAGGUACUUCCACCGCAUUGGCGUAAGCGGGCGGGGGGUCCUGAAGAUGUACGAGGACAUUCCAUCUUUGCUCAAGCACAAGAUAUUUGGCGCCGGCAAGUCUUUUCCAGUAAUCGUUCGACACAGUAAUAGCCUCAGUGCAGAUGAUGAUGCCAGGCUCGACGCGCGUGGUGCAGCAGUGCGCAUUCUCUCCGACGAUGGCGAGGUGCCUCUUCUGGACCUUACUUUGAAGAGUGGCAAAGCAUUUUAUGCACGCACAAUCGCCGACUUCGCCACUUGGCUGGUUUGUGGCUUGCCAGCGAGGGAAGAGCAUGUCAAGCGUGCUCCACACGUCCGGGAUGCUGUCUGGGGCUCCCUGCGGGACACCAACUCGUACACCGAGCUGCAUUACUACUCCAACAUAUGCCGGUUGCUGCGGUUCGACGAAGGGAAGGAGAUGUAUGCAAAAUUCAAGCUUCGUCCAGUUGAUCAAGACAUACCGGAGGAGUCCGGUCAGGUGGUGCCAAGGGGUAUCUUGCCGCCGGAGACCGGUGCAAUCCCAAGAGAUGAGAGUGACACACGCCCUUUACUCUUCCUCGCCGACGACUUCCAUCGGAGGGUGGAAGUUCCAGACGGGGUGCGCUACGUCUUCCAACUGCAACUCAGGGAGGUCCCCUCCGACGACGCCACCUGUGAUGUCGCCCUUGACUGCACGCGGCCAUGGGACGAGGAGGAGUUCCCGUACAUUGACAUCGGAGAGAUAAGCAUCGACAAAAAUCUCCCAGCAGAGGAGACGGAGAUGCUCGAGUUCAACCCCUUCCUCCGGUGCCAAGAGGUGGACGUCAUCCCGGCGUCGUCCUGCAAGCAGAGCGCGUCCAUCGACCACGGGCGCUCGCUGAUUUACGAGAUAUGCCAACGCCUGCGGAACGGCGAGCCACUGCCCGCGUCAUGGGCGGCGUUCCUGGAGCAGUCCGACACCAAGAUCAACCUGUCGGGGUGCCCAGUGGCCGCCGCCAUGCACACAAGAUCCGACACCGCCAAUGCCAGCGAGACCAAGGUGACCCUGGCUAGGACAUGGUACAAGGCGCUCUGGGCCACGCUGUGCCAGCCGCUGCUGCAAACGCUGGUGCCAUACUUCGUCCUGGGCCUGGUCAUCUUCCUCCCAUUCCGGGGCCUCCUUGCCGUCGCCGGGGCCACCGGCACGCAGCUAUACUGGCUGCUGCCGGUCUUCUGGGCGGUGUCGGGGUUGGCCGCCAUGGCGACAUGCGCCGCGGCAAAGUGGGUCCUGGUCGGCGUGAGGGGCGAGGGCGACGCGGUGCACAUCUGGGCGCCGCAGGUGUUCCUGGACACGGUCUGGCAGGCCAUACGGACGGCGACGGCGGAGUACUUCGCGGAGCUGACGUGCGGGUCGGUGCUGUUCGCGGCGUGGACGCGGACGAUGGGUUCCUCGGUGGCCGUGGCGGAUGGGGUGUACGUGGACUCGAUGGGCGCGCUGCUGAACCCGGAGAUGGUGCACCUGGAGCGGGGCGCGAGCGUGGGCCACAACGCGCUGCUGUUCGGGCACGUGUACGAGGGCGAGGCCGGGAAGGUGAAGUUCGGCAGGGUCCACGUCGGGGAGGACGGGUUCGUGGGCAGCCGGGCGGUGGCGAUGCCGGGCGUGAAGGUGGAGGACGGCGGCUACCUGGGCGCCCUGUGCCUGGCCAUGAAGGAGGAGAUCGUCAGGCACAAGCUAUAGGCCGUAAGCGCGAGAAGCAUGCGCAUGCGUGGAUUACUUACUGCUUUUGGUUUCAGCUAGCUGCCGCUCUCUCGGUAUGCCGCCUAUACGUAGGAUCUUGUAGCAGCAGUGAUAAAGAUCAACGGCGACAGGUGGCUGCUAGAAGAAGAAAUAAAUCGAUUGUAGUACGUAGUAUGGAAAUGAAAUAAUAAGUUCAUCACCACCACUAUCGUGGCCGCUGCCUCAGUGCCGUCUCGAGAAGUUGGGAUGAUCACUGGGUCAACAGACUCAACUGCUGACAUACAAAAGAGCAUGGGCAGGUGUAGAAUUAAAAAAAACGAGGCUAUCUAGAACUAGCCCUUGAAGGCAUAUUUUUAUAGAAGAAACUCUAAGCAUCACGGGUCACUUUAUGACUUGAACUCGGGUGGGCUAGAUAGCUUCAUGCUAUCCUAGCCAACUAGGUGACACUCUAUUCUAAAACAAGCAUAAAAUAGAUGCUUCAUACAUGGU
Messenger RNA from Triticum aestivum (bread wheat), 8155 nucleotides. RefSeq lists its product as uncharacterized. Gene Ontology annotation, biological process: response to oxidative stress; lipid biosynthetic process. Bases 437 to 7666 code for a protein of 2409 amino acids. Gene Ontology annotation, molecular function: phosphopantetheine binding; catalase activity; heme binding. The record is from RefSeq and is a predicted model, not a curated record. NCBI's taxonomy places the organism in Eukaryota, Viridiplantae, Streptophyta, Magnoliopsida, Poales, Poaceae. The transcript is spliced from 8 exons.